Messenger RNA from Zygosaccharomyces rouxii, 318 nucleotides. RefSeq lists its product as uncharacterized. The record is from RefSeq and is a predicted model, not a curated record. Bases 1 to 318 code for a protein of 105 amino acids. Lineage: Eukaryota; Fungi; Ascomycota; Saccharomycetes; Saccharomycetales; Saccharomycetaceae. The transcript has a single exon.
AUGAAAACCAAGAGGAAUGGGGAUGAUACCACCGAUUGUCUCUUCCUUAUUCAGUAUAGAGAUCCGAAUUUCCGUUUUGUGUUUUGUGAAUUUGAUUCAUACAAUAGUACCAUUCGUGAUAAAAUUCCUGUUAAGUAUAAAAAUUUGCUAGGUGUAGGAAGACACUACGGUCAAAGUAAGUCGAAAGCUGGAUCGGGUAUAAAGUUAAAGAAAAGUGCAAAAAUCUUUCAUGCAAUUCUGCACAUUCCCAUAUUUUUAUCACAGCUGAAGAUGCCCCGGAAACUUUGGCUCUAUAAGUGCCUCUUUUGUCAGAGAUAA